AUGACUGUUCCCAGAAUCUUGUGUGUGGCCGAGAAGCCUGCCAUUGCUAAGGCUGUAAGCCAACAUCUGUCCGGAGGUUCCUUUCAAACCAUAUCCAUACGUGGGAAUCAAUAUGUGAAAAAUUAUGUCUUCGAGUUUAAUUUCGGCAACCCUUGGGGAACCUGCGCGGUCACGAUGACUAGCGUUAUUGGGCAUUUGACAAGUCUAGAGUUCGGACGGCAGUAUAAGGGCUGGCUAUCAUGCCCGCCUGGGGAACUCUUUGAGGCUCCUGUGUAUGAAUCUGUGGACGUAGAAAAACAAGCCAUUGCGGAUAACAUUCAGGAGCAAGCUAAGUAUUGCAAAGCUUUGUUUAUUUGGACCGAUUGUGACCGAGAAGGGGAACAUAUCGGGACAGAAGUCCGUAAGCAAGCAAAGGAAGGAAAUUCCCGAAUUCUUGUUAAACGGGCCAGGUUCAGCAAUACCGAGAGAGCUCACGUACUCAAUGCAGCUCGAGCACUAAUUGACCUGGAUGAUCUCCAAGCAAAUGCAGUGGCUGCUAGAAUAGAGCUGGAUCUUCGAAUUGGUGCCGCGUUUACUCGCUUACAAACUCUCCAACUGAAACACCUGUCAGAAGCUCUGACCGUAAAGAUCAUCAGUUAUGGAUCUUGUCAGUUUCCUACUCUAGGAUUCGUCGUUGAUCGCUACCUGCGAGUCAAGAACUUCAAACCCGAAAAUUUCUGGGGCAUCAAGGUGAUGCAUGUACGAGAUAGGAUCAAAGUGAACUUCAUUUGGAAAAGGGUCCACCUAUUCGAUAGAGCUGCAGUGACGGUGAUGCUCGAGCGUUGUCUCAUGGCAAAGAAGGCCAAGGUCACGAAAGUCACUCAGAAGCCUACCAGCAAGUGGAGGCCCUUGCCGCUGACAACCGUGGACCUGCAAAUGAUGGGCAGCAGAUAUCUUCGCCUAGACAGUCAGAAGGUCAUGAAGGUCGCAGAGGCUCUCUACACAAAGGGUUUCAUAAGUUACCCUCGUACAGAAACAGAUCAGUUCGAUAAAGGGAUCGACCUAAAAAAGCUAAUUGAGAAACAAUUACCGGACGGAAACUGGGGUCAAUACGCUCGCGGUCUUCUCGAUGGAGGAUACAGAACACCUAGAGCGGGCCGUCAUAAUGACCGCGCGCAUCCGCCCAUUCACCCUGUCUGUUGGGUUUCACCAACCGCACUAAGCGCUGACGAGAAGAAAGUCUAUGAAUUUGUUGUCCGACGAUUCUUGGCGUGUUGCUCCGAGGAUGCAAAGGGUCAAACAUCAGAAGUCGAAAUCCAGUAUGGUGAUGAGAUGUUCCACGCCAAAGGGCUGAUUGUCCUAGAAAGGAAUUAUCUGGACGUGUAUGUAUAUGACAAAUGGGAAAGCAGUCAACAGUUGCCCAACUUCCAGAUGGGAGAGAUGUUUGAGCCUACCGAAGCCAGCAUCUUCGACGGAAAGACGACACCCCCGAAUUACCUGACCGAACCUGAACUUAUCGGACUCAUGGACGCCAACGGAAUCGGUACUGAUGCCACUAUGGCAGAACACAUUGCCAAGAUCAAGGAACGAGAAUACAUUGCUGUCCAUUCGCGUGGAAGUGGACGCAACGCAGUUAAGGAGCUCAUUCCCACUCGUUUGGGCAUCGCCCUGGUAGAAGGUUACGACAAUGUCGUCUCUGGCUUACCAGAUAGCCCCUCUCUUAGUAAGCCCUUCCUUCGGAAAGAGAUGGAACUUAGAAUGCGGGAGAUAUGUGCGGGAUCCAAAACGCGAACACAGGUUGUGCAGGAGAGUCUAGAUAUGUACCGGGAGGUCUUCAUACAAACCCAGAGGCGAAUCAAUAUGCUGAAAGAUGCGGUUCGGAAAUACCUCGUUGAGGAAGCAACGUCCUGAUCGAUAUCCGAUUUCCCUCUAGUGUGGAGUUGAGGUUUGUUUUUGGACUUGUGAAUUGUAUAUAUUAUACCCUAUACCCGAGGCUUGAGCUUGCAUUCUUUAGCAUCGUACGAUAUCUAGUGAUAGAAGAACUAAUCGAAAGCAUCCCUUAUCAAUUGGGUAUUUGUCUAUCUGCCUUGUCAUACCCCCAAGGGCUUGUACCAGGUCAGAUGACAAUCAUAGCGCUAGCACUGAUCAAAAACCGGCUUGACGUGCUGACUCC
This is a messenger RNA of Aspergillus alliaceus, 2152 nucleotides long. Its product is annotated as DNA topoisomerase 3. The coding region runs from base 1 to 1890 and encodes 629 amino acids. NCBI's taxonomy places the organism in Eukaryota, Fungi, Ascomycota, Eurotiomycetes, Eurotiales, Aspergillaceae. Gene Ontology annotation, biological process: DNA topological change. The record is from RefSeq and is a predicted model, not a curated record. Gene Ontology annotation, molecular function: DNA binding; DNA topoisomerase type I (single strand cut, ATP-independent) activity. Gene Ontology annotation, cellular component: nucleus. The transcript has 7 exons.